ACUGGUUAGGAUAAUGUUGAGCCCUCAGUCACCAUACAGUGGUUUGCCAAGUAUUGGAGAAUAGUUGGGUUAAGACACGGGCUUUGGAAGGUUUCUUGAGGGCUCCGAGAGGAUGAAGGGUUACUCAGCGUUUUCUGCAGACUUCGCGGGCCCAGUUGCUGCUUCUCAUUUUACCCAGGCUUCCUCCUACCCGGCGGGCCUCGGGAUUCAACAGCCCGAUUUCUUAAUCCCGCAAAGAAGCCAGGCCGGGUACACCGCAGAAGGAUGUUAUUAUCAAGUCAGAUGCACCUGACAUCCUGUUAUUGGAGAAGCAUGCAGACUAUAUCGCAUCGUAUGGCUCAAAGAAAGACGAUUAUGAAUACUGUAUGUCUGAGUAUUUGAGAAUGAGUGGCAUCUAUUGGGGUCUGACCGUAAUGGAUCUCAUGGGACAACUACAUCGCAUGAACAGAGAAGAAAUUCUGACGUUUAUUAAGUCAUGUCAACAUGAGUGUGGUGGAAUAAGUGCUAGUAUCGGACAUGAUCCUCAUCUUUUGUACACUCUUAGUGCUGUUCAGAUUCUUACUCUGUAUGAUAGUAUUAACGUUAUUGAUGUAAAUAAAGUUGUGGAAUAUGUUCAGAGUCUACAGAAAGAAGAUGGUUCUUUUGCUGGAGAUACUUGGGGAGAAAUUGACACAAGAUUCUCUUUUUGUGCAGUGGCAACUUUGGCUCUCUUGGGGAAACUGGAUGCUAUUAAUGUGGAAAAGGCAAUCGAGUUUGUUUUAUCAUGUAUGAACUUUGAUGGUGGAUUUGGUUGCAGGCCAGGUUCUGAAUCCCAUGCUGGGCAGAUCUAUUGUUGCACAGGAUUCCUGGCUAUUACCAGUCAGUUGCAUCAAGUAAAUUCUGAUUUACUCGGUUGGUGGCUUUGUGAACGACAGUUACCGUCAGGUGGACUGAAUGGAAGACCAGAAAAGUUACCGGAUGUAUGCUAUUCAUGGUGGGUCUUGGCUUCCCUAAAGAUAAUUGGAAGGCUUCAUUGGAUUGAUAGAGAGAAACUGCGGAGUUUCAUCUUAGCAUGUCAAGAUGAAGAAACAGGAGGAUUUGCAGACAGGCCAGGAGAUAUGGUAGAUCCUUUUCACACUUUGUUUGGAAUUGCUGGAUUGUCACUUUUGGGAGAAGAACAGAUUAAACCUGUUAGUCCUGUUUUCUGUAUGCCUGAAGAAGUACUCCGGAGAAUGAAUGUUCAGCCUGAACUCGUGAGCUAGAUUCAUUGAGGCAAAAGUUGCUUAGUAUAGUUUUUGCCAUCUUAACAUUUCUGUAUUUGAAGUGCUUAUUAAACUUAAAAAUGACUAUUAUGUUAAUAUUUUGUAUGAAUUGUGUUAAUUUUAAUAAAUUAUGUAGUUAUUAUACAUAUUGUAAAAUACAGACCUUUAUUGUAUCUUCAACUUUAGAUUUCCUCCUGGAAUGCUAUCAUUCUGAGUACAGUAUUUUAUGCAUCAAUGUAUUUGUUAUUUGUAUGUCUCUGUAACAGCAAACUUUGUUAGCUGAAGAAGUUUUCUGUUCUGCUUGACUUUUCUCAUGUGCUCCCUUUAUAUGUUUUGUAACGAUAGUUAAUGUAAAUUGGUCUGUCAGUGAGAAUGUUAACUGAGAAAAAUUGAUAAAUCCCAUAUAUGAAUUAAAAGAUGCACAAAAAUAA
Messenger RNA from Equus caballus (horse), 1672 nucleotides. RefSeq names its product Rab geranylgeranyltransferase subunit beta (gene RABGGTB). Gene Ontology annotation, cellular component: Rab-protein geranylgeranyltransferase complex. Gene Ontology annotation, biological process: protein geranylgeranylation. Gene Ontology annotation, molecular function: Rab geranylgeranyltransferase activity. The record is from RefSeq and is a predicted model, not a curated record. NCBI's taxonomy places the organism in Eukaryota, Metazoa, Chordata, Mammalia, Perissodactyla, Equidae.